AACACUCCCACGAGCCCUCCGCAGCACGCAGCGUGAAAUAAAGAAGCAAGCAAGCACUCAAAAAUCCCCACGGCCAUCGCCAUCUGCAUCUGCACCACUUCGCCUAAACAUUGGCCUCCGAACCCCUCCACGCACCUUAAGCACUUCGUAUUCGAUCGGCGCGCGCGUGCCCGCCCGCCCCCUGGACCACUCCAUCACCCCCCGUCACCCAGCCCCCGAACCCGGUCCCGACCAGCCCGGCCCAGACAAGACCAGAACAAUUAUACUUCAGAUAUGUCGGACAACGCGCCCGAAAGCAUCUCGAUCACCGUUUGCGGCGACGGCGGUACAGGAAAAUCUUCCAUCUCGCUACGUCUUGUGCGAUCCAAGUGGACCCACGAAUAUGAUCCUACCGUCCAAGACAGUUACUCGGUGACCCGUAUCGUCGACGGGCGGACGUACCAUCUUAACCUUACCGACACUGCCGGACAGGAAGAGUACCGUGGACUAUGGGCAGCGUCCAACCUCGAGGCGGACGCAUACUUGCUUGUGUACGACAUCACAACCUCCGAGUCGCUCGUGGCGCUCGACUAUUUCAACGACCUGAUCGAGAUGGAGUCCGAGGAGCGUAUGACGCGUCCGGGCGCCGUACCGCACAUCAAAAUCGUUGCCGGCAAUAAGUGCGAUCUCGCGAAUUCGAGGGCCGUGACCAGUGCGCAAGGACUCAUCUGGGCCCGGGAUCACGAUUGCGGGUUUAUGGAGACUAGUGCUAGGAACGUCGUCAACAUCGAGGAGACGUUCGAGCUGCUCGUCCGAAGAGUCGUUGCCGCACGAGAGGCGGUCAAGAACGGUGCGCCCUACAAACCCGGUACAGCCGCCCACCAGGGCGAGGAAAAGCAGAAGAAGGAGAUCAGUAGUAUGGACGACUACGACGACGACGACAGGGCGGAGAAGAAGUGGUGUUGCGCGAUUAUGUAGUCGGCCUGCUCUCGACUGUUGACCUGCUUGGACAUAUCUCUGCCGGUUUUGUUAUCCUACGGGCGGGAGGAUUUGCACAUUCGAGUGCCCGGGCAUGAGUGAUGAAACCAGAUGCUCUGCUCAUUCCCAUGACAGCGACAAUUACGAUGAUGCAUGCCUACUCAUUUCUUGCUGCUACGCUGCUAUCGCAUUGUCCUCUUCUGCCAUUAUACUUUUCUUUCAUCUUACACCCUCCUUUACUCCUCUCUUUCAUGUUUCUCCUCUGUUGAUACUCCUAUUCAUUCAUACGUUUGUGAUUUGACGGAUACCCUUUCUGUUCUAUUUUCCUUUCUCUGUAUUUUUUAUUUUCCCCUUUCUUUUCUUACUGUUGAUAGAUAGGGAUUGUGCGUUGGGGAUUGCUGCUACAUACUUACUGACUACUGCUGGAUUUUUCUUUUCUUUG
Molecule: messenger RNA, 1399 nt
Organism: Tricharina praecox
Lineage: Eukaryota; Fungi; Ascomycota; Pezizomycetes; Pezizales; Pyronemataceae
Product: P-loop containing nucleoside triphosphate hydrolase protein
Exons: 3
Coding region: 274-957 (227 amino acids)
Biological process (GO): signal transduction
Cellular component (GO): plasma membrane
Molecular function (GO): GTPase activity; GDP binding; GTP binding
Source: RefSeq, a predicted model, not a curated record